Messenger RNA from Aureobasidium musti, 768 nucleotides. Lineage: Eukaryota; Fungi; Ascomycota; Dothideomycetes; Dothideales; Saccotheciaceae. The record is from the annotation of a GenBank genome assembly.
AUGCCAGCCACACAAGCCGCGUCAGUCGGUGUGGCAUAUGUGGCUGCAGCGCUCGCCCUUGGUGUGAGUCUCGGGUUGAAGCUGUACGGUCUGCCUGAUCAAGAUGAACUCGAUCUCUGGCAAGCAGUCCGUCAAGUCCCUGUUAACGCGAUACCUGCAGACAUUCUGGCAGAGUGUUUGUCGGGGAUCGAUAACGCAGAACGCCCUCAGCCCGAUGACUGGAUUGCCAUAUACGGUGGCUCGUCAACAAGCGCGCUCUUCAUCUCCGAGAUCUCAAGGCUGGCAGGUCUCAGAGUCAUCCUCCUCGCCGAUGGUGUGAAGCAUGGUGGACGACUCAGUGAACGGCAAGGAAGCAUUCUUGUUGACAGCCACGAACCCGCUAGAGCGAUCAAGAUCGUACAGUCAAUUACGAAGGGAAAGCUUAGAUUUGCAGUCGAUACAGUCGGCAAAGAGACGGCAGGACACUUGGUACAGAUGUUGCAGGCAGACACGCAAGAAGGCAAGAGAGCUCAUCUGGUAGGACUUACCGGAGUACCGCAGGACAAGAUCGAGGGCGUGGUGUUCCAUUCGGUACCGAUCAAGCUGUUCCACGAAGUGCCAUCGAUUGGUAUUGCUUUGAUGAACUGGCUGGAGAGAGCUCUAGAAACCGAAGCGCUUGCACUUCCAGAGGUUGAACAUGCGGAUGGAGGGUUGAGCGGUAUCAACGCUGCACUAGACAGGAUGCGACGCGGCGAGAUCUCUGGUCGUCGACUGGUGAUAUCCGUAUAG